AUGGACAGAAUUUUUUUUCCUAACCGUGCUUUUUUUUGGGCAUUUUGGGUUGCUAUUAUUUUUAUUUUUGGGAUGAUUGGAUAUCUUAUUAUGGACACAUUUGAUUAUAUGAAUAUAUCUUUUUUUAAUACAUUUGUAACCAAUAUGAUCUAUGUUCUUCUUGCAAGUUUAUUCGUAAUAUGUGCUACAUUACAAUUCUUUGCUAUUUAUUAUAUGAAUAAAGAUGUUGAACGAUACUAUACUAUGAUUAUAUCUUGUCUAUUUGAUAAAAUUGGAGCUCAUGCUUAUCUAUUUGGUGCAAUAUUAACAGUAGUAGAUUCUACAAAAGUAGA
Molecule: messenger RNA, 332 nt
Organism: Adineta steineri
Lineage: Eukaryota; Metazoa; Rotifera; Eurotatoria; Adinetida; Adinetidae
Source: the annotation of a GenBank genome assembly